CAUUUAGAAGUACCUGCGCCGACCAAGCAGUUCCUCAUUUCUCCGCCGGCCUCGCCGCCCAUUGGCUGGGAGCCCAGCCAUGAGGAGCCACCGGUCGUCAACCACGCCUUGGUGGACGCGCUUAUGUCGCUUGAGCCCAAUACACCCCAUGUGCUUCAC
Monosiga brevicollis MX1 is the source of this 159-nucleotide messenger RNA. RefSeq lists its product as uncharacterized. Lineage: Eukaryota; Choanoflagellata; Craspedida; Salpingoecidae. The record is from RefSeq and is a predicted model, not a curated record. Gene Ontology annotation, biological process: calcium-mediated signaling. Gene Ontology annotation, cellular component: nucleus; cytoplasm. Gene Ontology annotation, molecular function: calcium-dependent protein serine/threonine phosphatase regulator activity. The transcript has a single exon. The annotation marks the transcript as partial.